This is a messenger RNA of Caenorhabditis remanei, 1011 nucleotides long. RefSeq lists its product as uncharacterized. The record is from RefSeq and is a predicted model, not a curated record. Gene Ontology annotation, cellular component: mitochondrion. Bases 1 to 1011 code for a protein of 336 amino acids. Gene Ontology annotation, molecular function: branched-chain amino acid transmembrane transporter activity. The transcript has 5 exons. Lineage: Eukaryota; Metazoa; Nematoda; Chromadorea; Rhabditida; Rhabditidae. Gene Ontology annotation, biological process: branched-chain amino acid catabolic process.
AUGCCACAAAUGCUUCCACCGGCUCCACGUGAUUGCUACGCUGUUCCAGGGAAGCCAGGGAAUUCCGAUCCAUUGACAGUUGUCGGAUGGGAGCAUAUGGAUCUGAAAUUGUUCUAUCCGUCGGCUCUGUUCAGUACAUGGAGCAUCCGAACAGCUCUCUAUCCUCUCGCCGUUUUGCGUAGUCAACUGCAACUUCAGAAACAGAACACAGUCUAUCGAAGCACGUUUCACGCCUACACUGAAAUCUCGAAACGAGAAGGAUUCCGUGGAUUGUAUCGGGGCUUUUGGAUAACAGUCCCUCAGAUCGGUUGCUCCUUCAUUUACUCUACAAUCUUCGAGAAAUGUCGUUCGAUUCUUCACGAGAACGGUGUCAAAUCAAUCGGUGGAGCAGCGGCGGUCGCCGGUGGGCUCGCCAGUUUUGCGACUCAAUCGAUAUUCGUUCCAACUGAUAUAAUUGCUCAGUACAUGAUGAUUUACAAAAAUACGGAUAAAUUGACGGCUGGACACGAUAAAGCUGUUAUUGAGAAAGUGGCAACUUAUGUGAAAAGUGGAAAUGGAUUGGGAACAAGUGUCAUGAAAUCCAUUUAUCAAGCUGACGGAGUACUUGGAUUCUACCGAGGAUUCUGGGCGUCGGCGGCUGUUUAUAUCCCCCAAAUGCUCACUUUCUGGCCCAGUUAUUAUUGGAUGUUGAGUCUUUUCAGCAAGUUGAAUCCAUCCACUGAUCGCAGUCUUCUUAUCGAUCAAGCUAUCGCUGCAACACUCGGAGGCUCCAUUUCAACAAUUGCCACGAAUCCAAUGGAAUUGUUCCGUGUCAGACUUCAAGUUCAUCGUAGCAGCUAUUCGAAGACGUUGGAGACCAUGCUUCGCGAUGAGAAGACGGCGAUCUUCACCAAAGGGCUCACUCCUCGAAUCAUCGCCAACUCGAUUUACGGUGGAAUGGUGGUUGUCGGAUAUGAGAUUGUGAAGAGAUUAUGUGCUAAAGAAGAAUACAAACAUCGUAUAAAAUGGUAG